CAGGGCCGCACACCCACACAGGUGUGAGUCCGCCCAACCGCAGCGGCGCCGUGUGCUCCGCCAAAUGCGUGUGUGUGGGUAGGAGCUAAUUGGGCGGCAAACGCGCGGCAGGCACCGCAAUGCCGCAAUGUUCCCGUCGUCGUUGUUGUCAUCGCCAGUGAGGAGGUGCUCAGCCAGCCAGCCCGGGCCAGCCAUCCAGAGCCGAGUUGGUCUCGAAAAAAAAUAGCAUUUCGUAUCAUCACUUACCGCUAAAGGUUGCGCGCUCGAGAAUCGCUCCACGGAUGGCACUAAAAAUCACCGCAACCAAACCCUAAAUAAAAGACAUAGUUUUGCCAAAUCUACAAUUAUUUGGUAAUUUGCGCGCCAAUUGAUAAGAAAUAAGUGCAAGUGAUAAUAUUUUGAAAAAAACAACAAACCUAGAAAAAGAACCCAAACACAACAGAACAGAAAUCUAGUGAUAAAAACCCAAUCUAAGAUAAAACGUUGGAGGAGCCUAUUUUAAAGAAAAGUUCUAUUGAUGGUCUGCAAAACUAUCACAACGAGUGUGAAAAUGCAGAUGAAGAUGGAAACGCAGACACCGCAGCAGCAGCAGCAACAGCAGCAGCAGCAACAGCAAUUGCAACAGCACCAGCCGGUCCUCACUAAGCAACAACUCCAAUUGCUGGACAAGAUCAAGCUGGAGAACAGCAACGGUGCCGAGCAGCUAGCAGCACAGUCAUCUAGCUCCCUGGAGGAGCAACAGGAGCAGCAGCAACAGCAACCUGCAACAUCCGUGGGUGUGGUGGUCCAAACGAGCCAGGCAGGAGUUAGCGAAUCGGAGGAGCAAUACGUGGUGGUGCCACGAAUCCAGAGACGGAUUCUAACCACAGCGGGUACACUGGAGGUGAACGAGUCCCGGGAAGGAGAGCUUACCAACGCCAGCAACGCGAGUUCAGGAUCGGCGCCAGAAAGCCACAUUGAGUACCAGCGCUCCUCACACCACUCCCCAGGCGGAGCCACCCACUACGUUCAGAUGGCGCCACGCAAUUCCGAGGUGCCCGACCAGGGACCCACUCCUGGAGGACCUCCGCCGGGCACUUUAUACGCCUAUCCCUCGGGACAGAUACUGUGCAAUGGCGAGGACGGGACGACCAUUAAAAUCGAGACAAUUGAGAAGGGCGAGGUGUCUGGCGAGCCGCAGCAACAGCAGCUCCAGCAACACCAGCAGCAACAGCAAUGCCCCACGCCUAAUGGCGGAAGCUAUGGCGAUACCAUAGUCAUGAGCAGCGAGGCGGAGGCACUACAGCACCAUCACCACCAGCAACAGCAGCAACACCAGCACCAACACCAGGCGGCACAAGCAGCAGCGGCGGCGGCAGCAGCAGUCCAUAUUGCAACAAGCUCCCAUGGCGGAACCGUGCGAUUCGUGACCGAUGACGGACGCUUCGCCACCGCCGGGCCGGAGACCUCCAGCUCGAGCCUCUACUACGAUGCGCCGGUGGUCGAAGGAAGUGUCCAUGCCAACGAGUCCAAGACGUACGCGGACCUGGGCAACGCCUACGCCCCCUUCCCGUCCAGCUCCAGUUUCAGCAGCAACAGCUACGCGGCCACCUUGCCGCAAUCGAACACCAUCUACAGCGUGCCGGCCACCGGCCAGUUCCUGGCCAAGUCCGAGACGGGUCUGAAUUCGUUGCGCCAGGCGGGACCGGCAGCCUUCCAGACGAUAUCCUUCCCCGACGGCGGCAACGCCAUCGAGACCCUGUGGACUGCUCCGCCCGAGUACCAGAAUGUGUCCUUCACCAAUUUUCAUCCGCAGGUUAUUGAUGAGUACCCGUCCGGGAAUAUGACCACCACCCACUGGACUCCCGCCGGCAGCAUUGGCCAAUACGAUCCCAGUCUGGUGUCGGGUUCUGCCACAUCAUCGCCAAACCACGAGCUCAAGUGCGAGAACUGCCACUCGCCGUACGUGCGGAAGGGCAGCGACUACUUCUGCCCCAGCUGCACGAGCUUCAUGCGGCUCCCGGCGCGGAUCCCCCAGAGGCAGGCCAAGCCGAAGGCGGCUGCCGCUCCCAACAAUCGGCGGAACGGGGUGACUUGCGCCAACUGCCAGACCAACUCCACGACUCUGUGGAGGCGCAACAACGAGGGCAAUCCUGUGUGCAACGCCUGCGGACUGUACUUCAAGCUGCACAACAUGAACCGACCGCUCUCCAUGAAGAAAGAGGGCAUCCAGAAGCGGAAACGCAAGCCCAAGAACAAUGGAGGCGCCCCCAUGCACCGUGCUCCAUUGCCAAGCAUGGCGCAAGGAGUCAACCUGAUGGCGAACAGUCCCCUGUAUCCCUCCCAGGUGCCGGUGAGCAUGUUGCAGAAUAGCCAGCAGAAUGCCAGUCCGGAGCUGCACGACAUGUCCACGACGGGAGCGGCGGGUAACCAGCGGGUGGUGGCCAUUUCGAUGAACUCCUCGGCUCCGCCCACCUCCGAUGGCACGCUGAACAUGUCCGCCCGUCACCAUGUGACCGGGGAGAGCCACUCGCCGUACAGCCAGCAGUCGACGCCGGCCCAGAGUCAGUCCCCCCAUCUGCCCAGCCCAGUGACAAUAAACCGCCAGAUAGUCCAGCCAGUUCCUGCCAUUGAGAGCGGUCGCAGCUCCAACAGCGAGCUCACUCCCAGUGUAAUCACACGAACUGGCCUCCCCGAGCGGUCAUCGAAUAACUAAGCUAGCCCCGAAGAAGAAUUCAAACUAAAUUAAUCUAAACUUAAACCAAAAUGUCAAGAUUGCCAAAAUAUUUAUUUAAGCUCUAGCUCGUAAGAUAUGUCCCAGUUUGGAGGAUGCAGACUUGAAAAGUUUCCAGGACCAGAAGAGUUCCAGGUCCCGACAUUAAACUCGUCUUCCUCCCCCACCACCUUUAGUCAGCAAAUAUAGUUUGAUUGGUGCCAACCACUUAGGAUCGCUUCGAUUUCAAGUACUUUAGAGGUAGUUUAGCUAAAAAAGAAGAGGAAAACACCGAGCCCAUAAAGAGGCCUACGAUUUUGUACGUUUAAGCGUCUUUUUUUAGAUUCUACAAAAUAAAUAAGUUGUAAACGCAAACACACA
Messenger RNA from Drosophila bipectinata, 3073 nucleotides. RefSeq names its product endoderm-specific GATA factor (gene GATAe). Gene Ontology annotation, biological process: positive regulation of transcription by RNA polymerase II; negative regulation of transcription by RNA polymerase II; cell fate commitment. The record is from RefSeq and is a predicted model, not a curated record. Lineage: Eukaryota; Metazoa; Arthropoda; Insecta; Diptera; Drosophilidae. Gene Ontology annotation, molecular function: zinc ion binding; RNA polymerase II cis-regulatory region sequence-specific DNA binding; DNA-binding transcription factor activity, RNA polymerase II-specific.